Messenger RNA from Naegleria gruberi, 852 nucleotides. RefSeq lists its product as uncharacterized. The transcript has a single exon. The record is from RefSeq and is a predicted model, not a curated record. Gene Ontology annotation, molecular function: protein binding. Bases 1 to 852 code for a protein of 283 amino acids. Lineage: Eukaryota; Heterolobosea; Eutetramitea; Acrasida; Naegleriidae.
AUGGUAAAAAGUCCAUUCAAUAAGACCUUUCCAGUAACUGUUUUUUAUUUACCAAAAUUAGAUUUAAUAUUUGUUGGAUAUGAUAAUGGAUGCAUUGUAAUAUUUGAUGGAAAAUCAAGAGAGAAAAAGUCAAUUAUUAGAGGUUGUCAUCAUAUUAAAAAGAUUCAAGUAAUUUACAAUAACAAAUUGGAUAAACAUUUACUUGUUGCUGCUUGUAAUCAAGGUGAAAAGAGUCAUUUACUUUUUUGGAAGAUUACAAAGAAUUCAAAUCAUAAUGUUGAUUAUUCUUCAACUGAUUUGAAACAAUUUGAGUUUAAUUCACAAAUUUCAGAUUUAUAUACUACUGAUAUCUUUAUUGAAUCAAUUAAUAAGGAAAAUAGAGUUUUAAUUUGUCCAUUAAUGGAUGAUUCAUUUAAAUUACUUUACAAUUUAUUUGAACAUGAAAUUGUUGAAUUACAUUUCAAUAAGGAUCAUUUAAAUAUGAAUGGUGGUAUUAGUAGUAUGUCAUUCGAUCAAGAUAAGGAAGGAAUCAAUGAUUUAGCAUUAAGUGGAAUGUUAAAUGGUAAAUUCCAAGUUUACAAUUUAUCAAAUGGUACUUUACAAAAAACAAUUAAGGCUGAAAAACAUAAUAGUAUUGAAUGUAUUGCAUUUGAUGGUGCAUUAAUGAAUGUUUGUAUUGGUGGAAGUGAAGGAAAUGUUUCAAUUUACAAUAUUGAAAAUCAAGAACCAAUUCUUGUGAAAUGCAUUGAAAAUUGUCAUGAUGGAUUUAUUACAGCAAUUGCACAAUGUGAAAAUUUCUUUACAACAGGUUCACAAGAUGGUACCAUUAAAGUUCUAGAUAAGGUAAGUUAA